Drosophila busckii is the source of this 1003-nucleotide messenger RNA. RefSeq lists its product as uncharacterized. Bases 100 to 885 code for a protein of 261 amino acids. The transcript is spliced from 3 exons. The record is from RefSeq and is a predicted model, not a curated record. Lineage: Eukaryota; Metazoa; Arthropoda; Insecta; Diptera; Drosophilidae.
CACUAUCCUACUCGCACAUACAACAUAAAUUAAGUCAGUUGUUAUUGUUAUUUUGUAUUUCAUUUAAUUUAUAAAGGAAACUGAGGCUUGCAGACAAGAAUGCAGUCUUAUGGGGAUCCGGGAAACAAUUGUCAAAACAACAAAUCGGGAGAGCGAGCCGUAUUUGAGAAUCCUAGCACCCAGCACCCGUGGCUAUUGGAUGGUAUGCCGUGGAUGUUGGCUACUAUUAGUGCCCCACAUGUAAUGCAAUUUGGAUCAAACACCAAUUGUAAUGUAGAGACUGAGACACAAUGUGGCAAGUGGCAACAAAAACGCAAGUCUCUCGACCAACUGACUUCCGUUCUGCCUUCUAAACAGUUAAUCACCGAGGAGCGCAUAACCGCCCACUUUAGUGGUUUGCAAAUUUCAGGAGAUGCUAAUGGAGUAGCCGCUGUGAGAAGUGCCGGGAACAACAACAGUAUCCAAACUGUAAAUGGCGGAUUGGCCACAGAUGACAUACCAUCUACUAGCACAGGAAAAACACACCAUCCCAAUCCGGCUUACCAAAUGGCCGCUAUGGAAUUGGAACAAAAACUUCGCAAUGCAAACCGUAUAGUUAUAUGUGAUGAACUUAAACAAAACGUUAAUCCUGCGACGGCCCCACCUGUGUGGCUGCUUAAGUCCAUCCCACGACCGUGUACAGCAUUAGUUCCAUGGCAGCCAAACCCAUUGCAGGUCCAAAUUUCCAAGGAGCACUGUCCUCAGCAGGAUCAUAGUAAACAAGCGGCGGGAGAAGAUGUUGGUCAACUUGACGAUUACGAUGAUGAAUUACAUUUCUUUGCGAACAAUAACACAUGUAACGUGAAUAUAAAUAAGUCUGCCGAGCAAAUGGACGAAGAUCUGUAGCUCCAACUUAGUGGAAAUGAGAUAAUUAAGAAUGUAGUAUUAAGUACAUUUACCAGCAUGUCUGUUACUUAACAAUUUUUAAUAUAAUCGUUUUACAGUGAAAUAAUAUUAAUCAAAU